UUUUAAUGCGGCGCUCCGUUUAAAAAUUCCAAGUUUAAGCUUGAUUGAUGUUGUGCGUCACAGCCACGCCCAUAUACCAUUUUACUACAUCCAUCAACUCCUAUUCUCCUGCGGAUUGUCUUACGGCGGUCCUGAGGGAGAAGGAAGCUCGACAUCCGCCGAUCUCUAAGAUGAAGCAGGAGGUCAGAGGGGCAUCUGUAGGGUCAGCGGGCUCAUGGCUGCACACACUCAGCAGUCUCUCCACGCAGAGAGAUGUUGGUCUUGCCCGAGCACACUUCGAGAAACAGCCGCCUGCAAACCUGCGCAAGUCAAACUUCUUUCACUUUGUUUUGGCUUUAUAUGACAGUCAGGGUCAGUCUGUGGAAAUAGAGCAAACCGCAUUUGUGGAUUUUGUUGAAAAAGACAAGGAACCAGUGAGUGAAAAAACAAACAAUGGAAUCCAUUACAAACUUCAGUUACUCCACAAUAAUGGUGUCAGAACAGAGCAAGAUCUCUACAUCCGUUUGAUAGACUCUGUGACCAAACAGGCAAUUGUGUUUGAAGGUCAGGAUAAAAACCCUGAGAUGUGUCGUGUUCUUCUCACACAUGAGACAAUGUGCAGCCGAUGUUGUGAUAAAAAAAGCUGUGGAAACAGGAAUGAAACACCAUCAGACCCCGUCAUUAUUGACAGAUUCUUCUUGAAGUUUUUUCUCAAAUGUAAUCAAAAUUGCCUGAAGAACGCAGGAAACCCGCGAGACACACGCCGUUUCCAGGUGCUGGUCUCCACCACAGCCUGUGUUAAAGGCCACAUUCUAGCUAUUUCGGAUAACAUAUUUGUCCACAACAAUUCAAAGCAUGGAAGAAGAGCAAGACGAUUUGAGUUGAUUGAAGGUACAAUCCCCUGCAUUAAGGCCAUCAGUCCGAGUGAAGGCUGGACUUCAGGUGGAGCGUCAGUGAUUAUUAUCGGAGAUCAGUUCUUCAGUGGCCUACAGGUGGUUUUCGGAACAAUGCUGGUCUGGAGUGAGGUGAUCACACCGCAUGCGAUUCGAGUGCAGACUCCACCUCGUCACAUCCCUGGGGUUGUAGAAGUCACAUUGUCCUACAAAUCCAAACAGUUUUGCAGGGGAGCUCCAGGACGCUUCGUUUACACUGCUUUAAAUGAGCCAACUAUUGACUAUGGGUUCCAGCGGCUGCAGAAGGUCAUUCCUCAUCAUCCUGGCGAUGUAGAAAGACUGCCAAAAGAGGUCUUACUGAAGAGAGCAGCUGAUCUCAUAGAGACAUUUUAUGGAGUCCCUUAUAACAACCAGGAAAUCAUUCUGAAGCGUGCAUCUGACAUAGCCGAGGCAAUAAACAGCAUCCCUCGAAACCCAUCGCACACAAAUCCACACGGGAUGAUGGCUGUAAACCCCUAUGAUGGACAGUUAAGCUCGAACACAGAGGUUUCCCAGCAGGAUGCAGAACGAGUGGGUUACAACAGGAGUUCAAACGAUGCCUUUAUUGCAGGCAGCACAUCCCAACAGUCUGAAUUCACCAACACGUGCAUGAAUGGACACACACAUUCACACUCAAACACACACCUGUCCAUGGCCGGACACACACAAACACACACACGCCCCACUGUGCCAAACUUCUCUAUGGCUGCCACACAAGCAUUUAAAGACAGUCCCACAGAGGACACACAGCAUUAUAUAGUGAAGCAGAAAAGUGCCUUUGCUCCAGUUCUGAAGCUGCACUAACAAAACCCAAUUUCAAGUCUUCCAAUCUGCAUGCCUUGCGUGGACUAGAAACACCAGUCAGACUCUCACAUGGAUAAUCUGUCAAGAUGUAGAAAUGAAGAAGUCGUGGUCUUUGUAAUCAAGAUAUAUAACAACUUCUAUUUCUUCAUUCAAGGGUUCUUUUAGUUCAAGCAA
Messenger RNA from Danio aesculapii, 1889 nucleotides. It is a transcript of the gene ebf3b, whose product is annotated as EBF transcription factor 3b. Gene Ontology annotation, biological process: regulation of transcription by RNA polymerase II. Lineage: Eukaryota; Metazoa; Chordata; Actinopteri; Cypriniformes; Danionidae. The record is from RefSeq and is a predicted model, not a curated record. Bases 48 to 1715 code for a protein of 555 amino acids. Gene Ontology annotation, molecular function: DNA-binding transcription factor activity, RNA polymerase II-specific; RNA polymerase II cis-regulatory region sequence-specific DNA binding. The transcript is spliced from 16 exons.